Molecule: messenger RNA, 710 nt
Organism: Lutzomyia longipalpis
Lineage: Eukaryota; Metazoa; Arthropoda; Insecta; Diptera; Psychodidae
Gene: Mkp
Product: dual specificity protein phosphatase 19
Exons: 1
Coding region: 1-597 (198 amino acids)
Biological process (GO): protein dephosphorylation; regulation of MAP kinase activity
Cellular component (GO): cytoplasm
Molecular function (GO): JUN kinase phosphatase activity
Source: RefSeq, a predicted model, not a curated record
AUGAGUCUCCUGGAGAAGAUUCAAGCACGUCGUAGGUGCUUACGGACUUGUGAUACCCUCGUCACGUACCCCGAUGGAUCACAGGUCAUUGAACGAGCCACCGAAGUUAUCCCAAUGCAAAAUUCAACAUAUGGCUUUGUUGUGGACACGAAACCCGAUCCGGAAGCUGCUGAAAUUCUUCCUGGGAAGCUCUUUCUUGGCUCCCAGGAUGCCGUGGAUGUGGAACGUCUCCUGCGCCUUGGUGUGACGCAUGUCCUCAGUGUUGGCAUUGAAUGCCCCAUACUUCUGCCGCCAUCAAUUGAAAAGCAUCACAUUGCAUGCCUAGACGUUCCGGAAUAUCCCCUCUAUCAGCUAGUCCGGGAAGCGAGGGUAUUCAUCAAUGUGGCACGUGAGACGGGAAGUGUCCUUGUGCAUUGCAAUGCUGGAAUUUCCAGAUCUGUCGCCAUUGUUGUGGGAUACUUAAUUCUUGAAGAGAAAAUCCCACUAGCCGAAGCCAUGGAGAUGGUUCGAAGGAAGCGACCAGGUGCAAAGCCCAAUGAUGGAUUUAUGAAGCAACUUCAGGAGCUUGCGGACAAAGUUUUGGGGCCAAAAACGUAGAAAGUGUAGUGUUGAUGACGGCAGAGUAGUGGACUGUAUUUGCUAUAAGCUAUAUAUUUUAGUCAAUUGGGGGAGAAUAAACGGUCGGGCAAUUAUAUCUAAAACUAUCCUAA